Cicer arietinum (chickpea) is the source of this 2800-nucleotide messenger RNA. Its product is annotated as protein phosphatase 2C 50-like. Lineage: Eukaryota; Viridiplantae; Streptophyta; Magnoliopsida; Fabales; Fabaceae. Gene Ontology annotation, biological process: protein dephosphorylation. The record is from RefSeq and is a predicted model, not a curated record. Gene Ontology annotation, molecular function: cation binding; protein serine/threonine phosphatase activity.
UAAAACAAUGAAGUGAAGAUUGGGAAUGCAUGGAUGGGUGGAGAUGCUUUAACAUGCUCCCCAAGAUUUAACACGUGUCAACUUCCAUUGCCCUUUCACUCCCUUUCUCUUUUCAAACCAUUUUCCUUUCAUUAAAAAAGGUUUCUUUUUUUAAUAGUUUUUUUUGCUAAUCUCUCUCUCUCUCUUCUCCAACAAUUCCUCUCUGGCGCUUCCAAGUCUCGCGACCCACUCACCCACCCAGCAGGACAGUGAGAAUAAUUGAAUACGAACAACAAACAAAAUAUUCUACCUGGUUUGCAAAAUUAGGUAAAAUUUGUUUCUUUCAAGUUUCAACUUUCAAGCCGUUUCUCUUUCACUAGAGUUGAUGCAUAUGAGAAUAUGGUAGUGCUUGGAAAGGCUGUAGGGUACUCAUUUUUUGUGAAAUCCGAAUGGAAGUUCGGAUCCAUUGUUGUUGGCAAGAUCUGACUUUCACUUUCACAACCUUUUAACCAGCCCAUGCUUUGGAUAGUUGAAUUUGCUUCCUCUUUUAGUUUUAUCUUAGACAUGGAAAAUCGUCUUUUAAAAUCUACGGGUCACAUUCUGGGAGCGUUUUCAAUUAGAAAAUCAAGUGAGAAAUCAAUGAUAAUAUGAUUAGAUUCCAUCUCGUAAUCAUAUGCAACACAACACUAGUAUAAUUGAGGGACUCAUUCAAUAGGGAGGGAAGGUAAAUUUUAGAAUUACCUAGACGAGGAUUUUGAUGGAGUAGAUGUCGGUUGCAGUGCCAUUAAGAUCAGGUAAUUCAGUGUGUGAUAUUCCAACCAUAGCUACCCACAUGGAUGUUUCCAGACUUAAGCUGAUGACAGAUACAGGGUUGUUAUCAAAUGCAAUAACUACGAUAUCCGCUGAUACUUUUAUAGGUUCUGAUGAGGAUCAUAUUAGUGACAAUCUAGAUCAUAUUAGUGACAAUCUAGACGAUGAAGUUUGUAUUACAACAGUUGAGCCACCUUUGCAUGGGAGAGAAGGGGAAAUUCUGUUGUUGAAUAUGAUAUCCCAAAAUAUAAGCACUUCAGUUGUUAGCGACGAACUAUUAGCCCCCGAAAAUGACGAGGAUGAUUCGUUAUCAUUGGAUGGAGAUCCGAUUAUUUACAGUACUUCUCUAUCGGUAGCCAGUGAGAGUAGUAGUGUUUGCAGAGAUGAGUUUAUUAGUUCUGAGGAUAAUUCAGAUUUUGGGACAAGGAGUUCCAUGGUCAUAGAUAAGAGCAUCUCUGCUGUCAAAAUUGUUGCCCCUGGUUUGGACGAGUCAAAUGUGGAGGCAGAUGUUUUGAGUGAACCCCUUGUGGCUGUAACAGUCAGCCUUGGAGACAAAACAGACAUUAGAUCUGUCUCGAUGCCUACUACUGUUAUUCUUCAUCAACUGCCUCUUGAUAAAGCCGUGAGUGGAACAGUCGGCCGGAGUGUUUUUGAAUUGGAUUGUACGCCACUUUGGGGAGUUACAUCUAUAUGUGGAAAAAGACCUGAGAUGGAAGAUGCCGUUGGAAUUGCACCACGGAUGUUAAAAAUUCCUAUUCAAAUGCUAAUAGGUAACCGAAUAUAUGAUCGAGUGAACAAGUAUUGUAGUCAACAGACAGUUAAUUUUUUUGGAGUCUAUGAUGGCCAUGGUGGCUCUCAGGUGGCAAAUUAUUGUCGUGAUCGAAUGCAUUUGGCCUUAGCAGAGGAAAUAGAAUUUGUCAAGGAACGUCUAAUAAUUGGAAGCACCGAUUGUCAAGAUCAAUGGAAAAAAGCUUUCACUAACUGUUUUUUGAAUGUGGAUGCUGAAGUUGGGGGAAAAGUUAGCUGUGAACCUGUUGCACCAGAAACUGUUGGUUCCACUGCUGUUGUAGCUAUUGUUUGUUCGUCUCAUAUCAUAGUUUCAAACUGUGGUGAUUCAAGAGCAGUUCUAUGUCGUGGAAAAGAAGCCAUGGCGUUAUCUAUAGAUCAUAAACCAAAUCGAGAUGAUGAAUAUGCAAGAAUCGAGGAAGCUGGUGGCAAGGUGAUACAAUGGAACGGUCAUCGUGUAUUUGGGGUUCUUGCAAUGUCAAGGUCUAUUGGUGAUAGAUAUUUGAAGCCGUGGAUUAUUCCCGAACCAGAAGUUACGUUCCUCCCUCGUGCAAAAGGUGAUGAGUGUCUCAUUCUGGCCAGUGAUGGCUUGUGGGAUGUCAUGACAAAUGAAGAGGCGUGUGAUUUGGCUCGGAGACGCAUACUUCUCUGGCACAAGAAAAACGGCUCAGAGCUGUCCUCGAUAAGGGGAGAAGGAAUUGAUCCUGCCGCACAAGCAGCUGCAGAGUACCUAUCAAACCGUGCUCUACAGAAAGGAAGCAAAGACAACAUCACUGUAAUUGUGGUAGAUUUGAAAUCUCAACGAAAAUUUAAGACUAAAACAUAAUUUGUUUAAUCAACUGUACUUAGUUGUUUGAAUAUAUAAAAGGAAAAUACAAUCCAAUAUAGUUUGGCUCAGUAAUUUUUCAUCUAGGCACCUGGAUUUGAGCACCCUGCACUAAACGAUAAAUUCCCCUUACGUUAUAACUCUCAAUUGAUUAAGAGUUUCGUUCUACCACAAUUACAGUGAUGUUAUCUUUGAUGUUAUUACUAAUGUAAAUCAUUGCUGCUUAUUGUAGAUAUAGGAUCUUACUCCUUAUUUUGUGCACCUCUAAGCAUCAACAUAUUGUAUUUGUUAUUACGCCUUCUAAAGAGAACAAAAUCUCUGUGAGGUAUUUACUUCAUACAAUUUUUGCCUAUGCUGUUUAUAAAAAGGUGGUAGAUAUUUGUCAUUGUGGUUUUCAAA